Messenger RNA from Solanum pennellii, 944 nucleotides. Its product is annotated as LOB domain-containing protein 38-like. Gene Ontology annotation, biological process: regulation of gene expression. NCBI's taxonomy places the organism in Eukaryota, Viridiplantae, Streptophyta, Magnoliopsida, Solanales, Solanaceae. Bases 95 to 709 code for a protein of 204 amino acids. The record is from RefSeq and is a predicted model, not a curated record. The transcript is spliced from 2 exons.
ACUUGUCUAUAUUAUAUCGUCUUCCUCAUCAUUUCUCUCUACCCAUACACCCCCUAAAGCAGAAAAAACGUGAACUACAGAAGAAGAAGAAAAAAUGAGCUGCAAUGGCUGCAGAGUACUACGAAGAAGAUGCAGUGAUAAUUGUACCUUAAGGACUUGUUUGGAUGGAAUUGAUGAUCCUCAAGCACAGGGUAACGCUACUCUUUUCGUCUCUAAGUUUUUUGGCCGUAGCGAUCUCAUGUCCUUAAUCGCCGCUGUUCCCCAAAAUCGAAGACCUGCUUUGUUUAAAUCGCUGUUGUUUGAAGCGUGUGGGAGGACGGUGAAUCCAGUGACCGGUGCGGUAGGGCUUUUAUCGACGGGGAACUGGCACGUGUGUCAAAAGGCGGUGCAAACGGUUCUCGCUGGUGGAAAUCUACGGCCGGUUUUCGCCGGGAUUUUAACUCCGCCUUACUUCGAUAGUUCCUUCCGAUGCGGCGGCGCGUGGGAUAUGCCAAACCAGUUCUGUAACAAAUCCGGUUCUAUGUUCAUAGACGGAUCGGAACAAAUUGAGGGAAUGGAGUGGAUCAGUUCGGAGAAGAGAUGGAAUACGUCGUCGUGUUUUGGUUCGGAGACUGAGUUAUCGGAUGUAUCGCUGGGUUUGGAUAGUGGAUAUGGAUAUGCAGAGUGUGUGAAAGGGCAAGAACCGAAACUUCUGAAUCUCUUCGUUUGAAUUUUGUUGUUUAGCUAUAAAAUUUAUGAGGUUGCUAUCGCAACUGAGUAAAAAGUAGAAAUAAAUAACUAAUAUUGCUGUAGUAGUUUUCCAGUUGAGUUUGAUAUUUUGAGUUCAAACUCAGAUGGAAAAUCGGAAACUGUAAUGAUCUAAACGUGAAUUUUUGGAGUGUCAAACUGACCAUCUUUUUUUGGCUGAAUAAAACUAUAUAUUAUACUUAUAUGAAUGAAAUAAA